AUGAUGCCAAGUUAUGGUACGAUAGAUGACAUUGAAACCAUUGAUGAAGCGCAAAUUGAAAUUGAAAUUAAUGAAGAUCAAGAAGACAUUCAACUUGAAAUAUCUAGGAAAAAAACGAGCAUUGAAUCAGCAUUAUUCAAUUUUCUUAAAGGGAAUAUUGGUACCGGAAUCUUAGCUUUGCCUAUUGCUUUCAAACAUGCCGGUCUCUGGCUUGGAUUUUCUCUACUCCUUUUUUACGCAAUUCUUUCAACAUAUGUCAUGCACCAACUACUUCGUAUAACGGAGGAAGUUAUUGUUAAAAACGGUCUUGAUAGAGUAAAAAUUGAUUACUCAGAGGCUGUUUUUAAUAUAAUCAUGUAUGGUCCACAGCCUCUGCGAAGGUUUAAAGGAAAAGUGAAACACACGAUCAAUGCCUUUCUAAUCCUUACUCAAAUCGGAUUUUGCUGUAUUUACAUACUCUUCGUUUCACAGAAUAUCAAAUAUUUUAUUGAAAUUAUCUGGCCCACUUUUAAUGCCAACCUUUAUCUCAUUGGGUUUAUUGUUACCUUGCCUCUAAUAUUACUGAUUAUGAAAGCGAGCCUUAAGGCAAAUGCUCUUCCAUCGAUGUUAGCACUGGUAUCUAUGGUGAUCGGUUUGGGACUGAUUUUUAUCUACCUCUUCUCCACUGGUUUGAAAAAUAUUUCAUCUCUACCCGCAGUAAACACUUCGUUUGAACAAGUACUAUCCUCACUGGGCAUUUUCAUCUUCACAUUUGAAGGAAUCGCGUUGACUCUGCCUCUCCGCAAUCGAAUGCGUGAACCUGAUCGAUUUGUAUCAACUUUCGGUGUCCUAAAUGUUACAAUGGUUAUCACAACCUGUCUCUGUGCUACCAUCGGUUUCUUCGGUUAUCUGCGUUUCGGAGAUGACAUUCUUGGUAGUAUUACAUACAAUAUCCCAAACACCCCAAUUAUCUACUCAUUGGUCAAGCCACUCUUUAUAUUCACCAUUUUUCUGACUUACCUCCUGCAAUUCUAUGUCCCAGCACUUAUCUUUGCCCGUCUACUGAUGAAAGUUCCCUUCCACCGCGCGGCCUCACCUCAAAAGCAGUCUCUCCAUCGAAAAUUUAUGAGAGCGGGUCUCGUUCUUUUGACCUACGCAAUAGCAAUGAUAGUGCCCCAUUUGGAUCUCAUGGUGUCUCUACUUGGUGCCAUUUCGAGUUCAGUUCUUGCAAUUCUUGCUCCACCAAUCUUGGAAAUCGUUCACUAUUGGUCGGAGAGAGAACAGAUUCCUUGGUUCUAUGUCAAGAUUGUUGCAAAAAAUGUGUUAAUCAUCUCUGUCGGUGUGUUUUCUGCUGUCUUCGGAACAACAGCGACAGUUCUUGAAAUUGCCAGAGUAAUGCGACAAUGA
Messenger RNA from Rodentolepis nana, 1386 nucleotides. The record is from the annotation of a GenBank genome assembly. Lineage: Eukaryota; Metazoa; Platyhelminthes; Cestoda; Cyclophyllidea; Hymenolepididae.